CUCUUCAUUCAAUUCAGUUGGAGAUAAGCUGCAGCGCGGUUCGUAUUGGUGCAGCACUCGAUCCGUAUAUCAAUAUCCUCUUCGGCUCGAACAUGGCCAGUCUGUGCAGCCGGCCGUGCAAACUGACGUCGCUGCUCGCAAGGGUUGGUGGCGCACAGCAGGCUCGUGUCCUGCGGGCUGCGUCGUCGCUGGUCGCAGGUGAACCAAAGGCGCCGACCAUCAAAACCAACAUCCCUGGACCGCGCUCGAAGCAGCUGCUCCAAGAGCUUAAUCAAAUUCAACAAAGCGGAUCGAUUCAGCUUUUCGCCGACUACGACCGCUCGAUUGGCAACUACUUGGCAGAUGUCGACGGCAACGUUCUCCUCGACGUCUACACGCAGAUUUCGUCGUUACCGUUGGGCUACAACCACCCGCACCUCUUGCAGAUGCUCACUGACAAUCCGCACAACGUGAAAACGAUGGUGAACCGGCCGGCCCUGGGCGUGUUCCCUGGCGCCGACUGGUGUGACAAGCUUAGGAAGGUGCUGUUGGGAGUGGCGCCAGCAGGGCUGGAACAGGUGACGACGAUGGCGUGCGGCUCGUGCUCCAACGAGAACGCGUACAAAGCCAUCUUCAUGUGGUACCGUGGCAAGCAGCGCGGAGUCGACUUCAGCCCUGAAGAAAUUUCCUCGUGCAUGGUGAACCAGCCGCCUGGCAGCCCUGACCUCAGCAUCCUCUCCUUCCAUGGUGCCUUCCACGGCCGCACUCUCGGCGUUCUCUCCACCACCCAUUCCAAGGCCAUCCACAAGAUCGAUGUGCCCGCCUUUGACUGGCCCAUCGCACCCUUCCCCAACUACAGGUACCCUCUGGAGGAGAACAAGCAGGAGAACGCGGCCGAGGACCGGCGGUGCCUGGCAGCAGUUCAGCAGCUGAUUGAGGACGCUGCCAAAAAAGGCCGCCCGGUGGCCGGCAUCGUGGUGGAGCCCAUCCAGGCCGAGGGCGGCGAUAACGAGGGUUCGCCGGAGUUCUUCCAGGGUCUGCAGAAGGUUGCCCGCUCGAACGGCGCCGCCCUGCUUAUUGACGAGGUGCAGACCGGUGGCGGCGCCACAGGCAAGAUGUGGUGCCACGAGCACUUCAACUUAGACGGACCCCCUGACGUGGUCACCUUCAGCAAGAAAAUGCUCACCGGUGGAUUCUACCACACCGCUGAACUCAAAGCCCCGCAGUCAUAUCGCAUCUUCAACACAUGGAUGGGCGACCCUGGCAAGCUGCUGCUUCUGGAGGGCGUCAUCGAAGUGAUCAAGAAGGACGAUCUGCUGAGCCAGGUGCGCCGUUCAGGAGACCGUCUGCUCUCAGGGCUCAAGCAGCUGCAAAGCGAGUUCCCGGCGAUGCUCAGCAAGACACGGGGCCGCGGCACCUUCCUCGCCGUUACCUGCAGCAGCCCCAAACUCAGGGAUAGCCUCGUCGCUCGCCUCAAAACCAAAGGCAUUCAGAGUGGUGGAUGUGGCGAAGACUCGAUUCGGCUGAGACCAGCGCUGAUCUUCCAGGAGCACCACGUCGACAUUUUCCUUGACCGCUUCCGACAGGUGCUGGUCGAAAGCAAGUAAAUUUGCCCAAGAGGUAAGGCUCGAGGCGAGCAUCAACACAAUUUAUUUUGAAUGCUGCGCAAUGUAUGAAAUCGAAUGUCUUCCACUACGUAUGCUUUUGUUAUUAUUCUUUGUAAGUCAAAAGAUGCAUGGCUUCAAGUCGUUGUAUCGUGCCAGAAAAUAUAUAUUAAAUUUAAUGAUGCGUAUAUAUAGUUAGGUAACCAACCGUGUCUUCCAUGUGAAAAUGCAGCGAAACGCACAUAUUAUUGGUAUAUAAAUAUUUAUCUUUUGUGUUUUAAAAAGUACUGCACAAAGUCUUGGAAAUGAAUACAUUCCUCCUUCUCCUUGUCCACAAGCACCAAGAAUCUCUAUCUGUGAUUGUUCCCGAAAUUCCAUAGCAAAAUCUCUUUCUAAGGCCAAAAAGUAUUCUGUUUAACAAUCAGUCGUGUAUUGUGUCAUUUUAUCGUGAAAUAAAUAUCCACAUUUAGUGUGCA
Cloeon dipterum is the source of this 2059-nucleotide messenger RNA. RefSeq names its product 4-aminobutyrate aminotransferase (gene Gabat). Lineage: Eukaryota; Metazoa; Arthropoda; Insecta; Ephemeroptera; Baetidae. The coding region runs from base 93 to 1586 and encodes 497 amino acids. Gene Ontology annotation, cellular component: mitochondrion. The transcript has 7 exons. Gene Ontology annotation, molecular function: pyridoxal phosphate binding. Gene Ontology annotation, biological process: GABA catabolic process. The record is from RefSeq and is a predicted model, not a curated record.